GUAGAUUUUAGAUUAGUAGUAGUGGAAACAAUCGCUUGAAAACAUGUUAAGCUUUGGAUAUUCAAAAAUCCUACUACCUCUAGUUUUAGUUAUCCUGUUAGGAAGUAGUAAUGUGAAAUCUCAAAGUAUAGUAAGUCUACUCUCAUCGAUUUUGGAAUCGCUAGAGUCCAUCGAAAAUAUCUUGGAACAGUACCAUCCUCAAACAAUUACACAUGUUUCGCCAAAUUGGCUAGAUAGGAGCUCUUUAAAUCAAAUUAUAAAAAUCACUGAAGCUAAAAACGGUUUUAAUGGAAAGGAUCUUAACUAUGGGAUUAAAUUAGAAAAUGGAAAAUAUAUGGUAGACAAAAGCAACAAAAAAAAAAUCCAAUCGAAGUUUUAAAAUGCAGCUUUUACCGUGGUUCGUCCGGAGCAACCAACAAGAUAGAAAUGCAAGGAAAAAUUAUCGACGUGGUACAAUCGUUAUUAACCAGAAUAUCCAAGAUGGCGACGAUGAACCAGUGUCUAGUCAUAUAGUUGUAGAGAACGCAGAUGACAUGAAAAAGGCAAAUGAUAUAAU
Molecule: messenger RNA, 556 nt
Organism: Ceratosolen solmsi marchali
Lineage: Eukaryota; Metazoa; Arthropoda; Insecta; Hymenoptera; Agaonidae
Exons: 4
Coding region: 44-379 (111 amino acids)
Source: RefSeq, a predicted model, not a curated record